Molecule: messenger RNA, 1316 nt
Organism: Thlaspi arvense
Lineage: Eukaryota; Viridiplantae; Streptophyta; Magnoliopsida; Brassicales; Brassicaceae
Source: the annotation of a GenBank genome assembly
CUCGCUCUUCUCGGAUUGUUUCAUAAUCAAAACCUCCUGAUUUCAUUCUCUACUAAUAAUUGCUUUUUCUUUUUGAAAUUUUUAUUUUUGUUUGAAAAAUAAUAGGAUAUGGUUUUGCCUUCUUCAACACCGUUACAAACUACUGGACAAAAGACGAAAGCCUCGCCGGAAUAUAACUUUCCGGUGAUCAAUUUCUCUUCAGACGACCGGUCAAAACUAUCGGAGAAGAUCGUAAAGGCCUGCGAGGUUAACGGGUUUUUCAAGGUGGUAAACCAUGGAGUUAAACCGGAGAUAAUAUCGAGAUUUGAACACGAAGGUGAAGAGUUCUUUAAUAAACCGCAAUCGGUGAAGCUACGAGCCGGUCCGGCGAGUCCGUUCGGUUACGGAUGCAAGAACAUCGGGUUUAAUGGAGAUUUGGGUGAGCUCGAGUAUCUUCUUCUCCACGCAAACCCGACAUCUGUCGCUGAUAAAUCUGAAACUAUCUCCCAUGAUGAUCCGUUCAAGUUCAGCUCGGCGACGAAUGAUUACAUACGCGCCGUUAAAGAUCUGGCGUGUGAGAUAAUAGAUCUGACGGUCGAGAAUCUGUGGGGCAAGAGAUCUAGCAAGGUGAGCGAGCUAAUCAGAGACGUCCGUAGCGACUCGAUCCUAAGGUUGAAUCACUAUCCACCUGCUCCGUACGCGUUAAGAGGCGUUAGCCAAAUAGGAUUCGGGGAGCAUUCUGACCCUCAGAUCUUGACGGUGUUAAGAUCCAACGACGUAGAUGGACUUGAGAUUUGCUCACGUGACGGCUUAUGGGUCCCUGUUCCAUCUGACCCUACAUGCUUCUACGUAUUGGUCGGUGACUGCCUUCAGGCAUUGACGAAUGGGAGAUUCACUAGCGUGAGGCACAGGGUAUUGGCGAACACGGCAGGGAAGCCUCGAAUGUCGGCGAUGUAUUUUGCGGCGCCGCCUUUAGAGGCAAAAAUAUCACCGUUGCCAGAAACGGUAUCGGCUGAAAAUCCACGACGGUAUAAUCCAUUCACAUGGGGUGACUACAAAAAAGCUACCUACGCUCUCCGUCUAGGUGUCCCUCGCCUCGAGUUCUUCAAGUCCUCAUAAACACAUCUUCACUCAUACAGAUAAAUUAGAUAUUUUAUUCUUUUUUGGUUUGUUAUACAAAAAUACACCAUGUGAAAUGUAUAGUUUUACGUGAAAAAGAAAAAUAGAGUUUUUUGGUCGUUUAAUUCGCAAUUGAUUCUAUAAAUUUUUCAAUUGUCACAUUUCUUAAGUAAGAAAUACUCUUUAGAAAUUAGAAAUGUAUUGUAUACGAAUAACGG